Cariama cristata (Red-legged seriema) is the source of this 693-nucleotide messenger RNA. Its product is annotated as bone morphogenetic protein 6-like. The transcript is spliced from 4 exons. The annotation marks the transcript as partial. Gene Ontology annotation, molecular function: cytokine activity. Gene Ontology annotation, biological process: SMAD protein signal transduction. Lineage: Eukaryota; Metazoa; Chordata; Aves; Cariamiformes; Cariamidae. Gene Ontology annotation, cellular component: extracellular region. The record is from RefSeq and is a predicted model, not a curated record.
AUGAACCUCAAGCAUGUUGGCCGUCGUUCCUGGCUCUGCCAUGAGCCUCCGCUGCCUGUCCUUGGACAAGUCACUCUCCUGGUGACUCAGUAUCCCAGCUGUAAAAUGGAGAUUGCUGCUUACCUCAUAGGAUGUUUUGAGUAUGACAAGGAGUUCAUGCCUCACCAGCGGCACCACAAGGAGUUCAAAUUUAAUUUGUCUCAGAUUCCUGAGGGUGAGGCCGUCACAGCCGCUGAGUUUCGGAUCUACAAGGACUGCGUUGUGGGGAGCUUUAAAAACCAAACCUUCCUUAUCAGCAUCUACCAAGUGCUGCAGGAACAUCAGAACAGGGCCUCUGACCUGUUUCUGCUGGACACGCGGGCAGUGUGGGCCUCGGAGGAGGGCUGGCUGGAGUUUGAUGUUACUGCCACCAGUAACAUGUGGGUGAUGAGCCCUCAGCACAACAUGGGACUGCAGCUGAGCGUGGUGACCCGGGAUGGUUUCAGCGUAAAUCCUAGAGAAGCAGGCCUUAUAGGCCGAGAUGGCCCUUAUGACAAACAGCCUUUCAUGGUGGCCUUCUUCAAAGUGAGCGAAGUUCACGUACGGACCACUAGGUCAGCGACCAGCAGGCGCAGGCAACAGAGUCGAAACCGCUCCACCCAGGCUCAGGAUGUUUCCAGGGUGUCUAGCGUCACAGGUAAUCAUGCAACACAG